Molecule: messenger RNA, 570 nt
Organism: Hyalella azteca
Lineage: Eukaryota; Metazoa; Arthropoda; Malacostraca; Amphipoda; Hyalellidae
Source: RefSeq, a predicted model, not a curated record
CUGUUUUAUAUAAUUAAAAUGUUUAGAAGAAUAAAAAAAGAACAACCUACUACCAGUAUCAAUUUUAGUAUUGAUCAAGUCAUCAAUCAAGAAGAUGAAAUUGAUGAAUUUCUCCCUAAGCCACAUUCCAGUUCUCAUCUUUCAUCCAUAUUCGAUGACCCGCCAAUUGCUCAAUUGGCCUCAAGCCGGACAUCUCUCAACUACGUUCCUCCUCGGCAACCCAAUGAAGCCUCCUCAGCUGCGACUGAUAGUCUCAGCGGUGCUGGUCUCAGCAACCCUGGAGUCACUGAUUCUAAUCCUGUCUUGCUUGCUGUUAAAGUCGAAGUCACUCUGAUCCACAAUUCUACUGAUCGAAAUGAACAAAUUGGUGCUGUUGUGAGCUGUGUGCUGUCUCCCAAACAGAACAAUUCUCCAUGUGUGUGGCUUCUGUAUCAAAACCCUAAAAACCCAAUUGCUAAGAUUCUUGUCGAUAAAACCUUACAGCUGUCUGUAAUAAGCCAUGACAGUCUGCAAGUGUUUGAUGCGCUGAGGCAAAAAUGGUGGUUACUUAAGACAGCUCCAGAACAACUC